Molecule: messenger RNA, 2370 nt
Organism: Suricata suricatta (meerkat)
Lineage: Eukaryota; Metazoa; Chordata; Mammalia; Carnivora; Herpestidae
Gene: SSTR2
Product: somatostatin receptor 2
Exons: 2
Coding region: 223-1332 (369 amino acids)
Biological process (GO): cellular response to estradiol stimulus; cellular response to glucocorticoid stimulus; neuropeptide signaling pathway
Cellular component (GO): neuron projection; membrane
Molecular function (GO): neuropeptide binding; somatostatin receptor activity
Source: RefSeq, a predicted model, not a curated record
GAGCCGGCAGCGCAGGACGCCGAGCUCCAGGUGCCGGCCAAGCUGCUGCGCGCCCGGGCGCCCGGCGGGGUUGGGGACGGUCGCUGGGUGCCACGAGCUGAGCUAGCGGAUUGCAGCGGAAAAGCAAAGAUGUCACAGUGGAUCCUUUGCCUCCAGGACGCGUUACGGUGAGAAUAAGAGCCCUGGCUGGCUGGAACUAGCCUAGAGGAGUGUACGGCAGCCAUGGAUAUGGAGUAUGAGCUACUCAAUGAGAGCCGCACUUGGCUUUCCCCUCCCUUUGACCUCAAUGGCUCUGUGGUGGCUGCCAAUGGCUCAAACCAGACAGAGCCAUACUAUGAUCUGACCAGCAAUGCAGUCCUCACGUUCAUAUACUUUGUGGUCUGCAUCGUCGGACUGUGUGGCAACACACUGGUCAUUUACGUCAUCCUCCGCUAUGCCAAGAUGAAGACCAUCACCAACAUCUACAUCCUCAACCUGGCCAUCGCGGAUGAGCUCUUCAUGCUGGGCCUGCCCUUCCUGGCCAUGCAGGUGGCUCUGGUCCACUGGCCCUUUGGCAAAGCCAUCUGCCGGGUGGUCAUGACUGUGGAUGGCAUCAAUCAGUUCACCAGCAUUUUCUGCUUGACGGUCAUGAGCAUCGAUCGAUACCUGGCCGUGGUCCACCCCAUCAAGUCAGCCAAGUGGAGGAGGCCCCGCACGGCCAAGAUGGUCAAUGUGGCUGUGUGGGGGGUCUCUCUGCUGGUCAUCUUGCCUAUCAUGAUCUACGCUGGGCUUCGGAGCAACCAGUGGGGAAGAAGCAGCUGUACCAUCAACUGGCCGGGUGAAUCCGGGGCGUGGUACACAGGGUUCAUUAUCUACGCCUUCAUCUUGGGCUUCCUGGUGCCCCUCACCAUCAUCUGUCUUUGCUACCUGUUCAUUAUCAUCAAGGUGAAGUCCUCUGGGAUCCGCGUGGGCUCCUCCAAGAGGAAAAAGUCUGAGAAGAAGGUCACCCGGAUGGUGUCCAUAGUAGUGGCCGUCUUCAUCUUCUGCUGGCUCCCCUUCUACAUCUUCAAUGUCUCCUCCGUGUCCGUGGCCAUCAGUCCCACCCCAGCGCUUAAAGGCAUGUUUGACUUUGUGGUGGUCCUCACCUAUGCGAACAGCUGCGCCAACCCGAUCCUGUACGCCUUCUUGUCUGACAACUUCAAGAAGAGCUUCCAGAACGUCCUCUGCUUGGUCAAGGUGAGCGGCACAGAUGACGGGGAACGGAGUGACAGUAAGCAGGACAAAUCCCGGCUGAAUGAGACCACAGAGACCCAGAGAACCCUCCUCAAUGGGGAUCUCCAGACCAGUAUCUGAACUGCCUGAAAAAAAUAAAUAAAUAAAAUGCCAAGCUCUGCCAAAGUGGCGAUGCGCUCCCUGCCCCCACGCCUCUCUCCUUCCUCUUGCCCGUCACACCUGGCUUCUUAGAAUAGGGAAUUGCUCAGCAUGAGUCCAAUCAGAGAACACUGUUUGAGUCUGCUUGUCUGAGUGAAUGAUAAUGUAUUAAAUUGAUUACCUCCCCCAUUAAGUGAACAUUGAAAUGCAGGCAGACAAUUCCAAGUCCGGAGAAGAAGAGAUCAUGCCUCUCUACGUGAUCUGUAGAAAUGGUGCAGCUCAACAAAAACCGGAAGUAUGUCUGCGUGUUUAAAACCUACUAUGUAAUCUUGUGGUCUUAACAUUUAUACGUAUCUAUUCUAUUCCUCUCUAAGUCCCUGUACAGUCAUUACCUAUGUUUCCUGUGGUCAAGUACAUGAGUAGCAAGUUGAAGUGUGCAUAGUAGAGGUGGACAUUCAUUACGAUGCGGGGCCCACGGACGCAGGCUUCCCAUGAAGCCAAUACAGAUUAAGCUUCAGGGAUCUCUCCUGUUUGGGCAGUAUCGUCACAUGACCAAAUGUUUCUGUAAAAAUUGUAAAAGGAAGGUAUUUUUGUAAUUCUUUUUCUUAAAGCUUCCAGCCUCUCGAACCCACCUCUGCUCCCUGGGGAUUUGCUGUCUUAAUUUCGGGCAAGUUACAUCACAGUAAGAAAGCAAGAGGAGCUAUUUGAGGACCCAGAUGAUAAAUUCAUGUGUUUUCUCUUCUUAGAGAUCAUCAAAGAAUUAUUCAUUUACCCAAAAGGUCUCAAAUGGUUGGGGUCAUUGAUUAUUGUAUUUAUCAAGACAGAGAUUGCUUUGUUAUAGGAUUGCCUUUUUUCCUUCUUAAUUUACUUUGGUCUUUCUUAGGGAGCCAUGGAAGGGGAGGGUGGAGAAAAUCACCAACACGAUAGGCAAAACGUUGACUGUAAUUCUUGGGAGGAAACCAUUUUAUUUUCCCCACCAUGAACAUAAAUGAAUAAGAAUAAAGCAAGAUUAUACCUUUA